Podarcis muralis (Common wall lizard) is the source of this 1710-nucleotide messenger RNA. RefSeq names its product Wnt family member 4 (gene WNT4). Gene Ontology annotation, cellular component: extracellular region. Gene Ontology annotation, biological process: cell fate commitment; canonical Wnt signaling pathway; neuron differentiation. Gene Ontology annotation, molecular function: cytokine activity; frizzled binding. The record is from RefSeq and is a predicted model, not a curated record. NCBI's taxonomy places the organism in Eukaryota, Metazoa, Chordata, Lepidosauria, Squamata, Lacertidae.
CCGUCCGCGCUCGCCCGCCCGGCCGCGCCGUCCAGGAUGAGCCCGCGCUACUUCCUGCGCUCGCUGCUGCUGCUGAUCCUCGCCGCCUUCUCGGCCAACGCCAGCAACUGGCUAUAUUUGGCAAAGCUGUCUUCUGUGGGAAGUAUCUCUGAGGAAGAGACCUGCGAGAAGCUGAAGGGUCUGAUCCAGCGGCAGGUGCAGAUGUGCAAGAGGAACUUGGAGGUCAUGGACUCGGUGCGCCGGGGGGCACAGCUGGCCAUUGAGGAGUGCCAGUUCCAGUUCCGCAACCGCCGUUGGAACUGCUCCAUGCUGGACAGCCUGCCAGUCUUUGGGAAAGUGGUGACACAAGGGACACGGGAGGCCGCCUUUGUGUAUGCAAUUUCCUCUGCUGGUGUUGCCUUUGCCGUGACGAGGGCAUGCAGCAGCGGGGAACUCGACAAAUGCGGGUGCGACCGCACGGUCCAUGGGGUCAGCCCUCAGGGCUUCCAGUGGUCCGGCUGUUCCGACAACAUUGCCUACGGAGUGGCCUUCUCUCAGUCCUUCGUUGACGUCAGGGAGAGGAGCAAAGGGGCUUCCUCCAGCAGGGCGCUCAUGAACCUUCAUAACAACGAAGCCGGGAGGAAGGCCAUCCUGAACCACAUGCGGGUGGAGUGCAAGUGCCACGGCGUGUCCGGCUCGUGCGAGGUGAAGACCUGCUGGAAGGCCAUGCCCCCCUUCCGCAAGGUGGGCAACGUGCUGAAGGAGAAGUUUGACGGGGCCACGGAGGUCGAGCAGCGGAAGGUGGGCUCCACCAAGGUGCUAGUCCCCAAGAACUCCCAGUUCAAGCCCCACACGGACGAGGACCUGGUCUACCUGGACUCCAGCCCCGACUUCUGCGAGCACGACUUGAGGAACGGCGUCCUGGGCACCAGCGGCAGGCACUGCAACAAGACUUCCAAGGCCAUCGACGGCUGCGAGCUGAUGUGCUGCGGCCGAGGCUUCCACACGGACGAGGUGGAGGUGGUGGAGCGGUGCAGCUGCAAGUUCCACUGGUGUUGCUUUGUCAAGUGUAAACAGUGCCACCGCGUGGCAGAGAUGCACACCUGCCGGUGACAUGGGCAGAGCAGACUCGGUGGCCAGAGCAGGGCCCAGAGACCGCUUCGGGGUUGCCCCGCUUGGGAGACGCUUCAAAGGGAAACAGAUUUUUUUUUAAGGAAAAAUAUUUAAAAGUUCCAAAACGGAUUGUCUUUUUUUAUUUUUCAAAGUCGUCCUUGUCCUCUUUGGCCGGCUGUAUUUAUUGCCCAGAACCAGAAACCUUUCCUCCUGGCUUUGGGGGGGGGGGCGAUGUUGUGGGACAGGGGUUUGCUCUGCUCCAUGGAGCUGGGGGGAAAAGUGUGCCCCCCCCACCUGCAUCACCCGGAGACCCUCCUGCCUCCACCUACAGACCUAAAAUGGAAAGGAAAGGUCACACCUGGAACAAAUCGCCCUUUGCAACGAUGAAUGUUUGAGACUAGUGGCUGAUCCUGGAAAGGGAGGGGGGGCAAUUAAAAAAGAAAGAAAAUGUGGUGUAAUGGAGCGAUUUUGGAUGCAACUGCUUUUCCACCAGGAAGACGUUGGGGUUGGGUUGGGGGGCGUCUGAGGCAGAUCAUCUAAAGGGCAACGUCCCCCUUCCUUCCUGCAUCUCCCCACAUAAUAAACGCGGGGUGCAAUCUGCCAAGACAUCUUCCAGGA